UUAGUACACUAUUGUUAGGUAGGUAGGUAUCUAGAUACUGCCUACAUAACUCCACAGUUUUGCCUAUACAUAUUUUGAGGAAAAAAUCAUUGCUACAUAAUGCAAGAUUACUUCGUAAUCCUUUAUUAAUUUUAGAAAUUAAUUGACGACACAAUAAGUAAUGGGACUGUGUUGUUGCAAAGAAAACAGACAAGAUGGGGAAGAUACAUAUGCUCCACCUGUGGCCUCCACUGCCGCUUCGGUGAGUUCUGUGGAGCCUCGGGGCCAUAUGCCAAAGGUGGUAGAUUCCGUCAUUGUUGACCAUCUGGUGCUCGAAAUGCUCACUUUGAUUGCUUCAUUUGUUGACAAUGACGAAGAAUCGCCAGUAUCAUUAGUGAAGCUGCACGUUAUAGCAGACAAAGAGGACGGGUGGAUCCAGGUGGUUUCUUCGAUGGUGAACGUGAUCCCGCUGGAAAACCCCUUCGGCCCGUCGGCUAUCACCAUUCUGUUCGAUGACUGCCCGUUGCCGUCCAAAGAGUCAGUUAUUAGGGCGACUCAAUUGUUCGGGCUGUCGUCGGAGCGCGCCAACACCGGCGAGUUGAACGUCAGGGUGGAAAGAAACAUCUGCGUGGUGCUCGGUUGCAUCGCGGAGAAGCUGGCCGGGCCCAAUAGCGUCGCCGUGCUGACGCCUCUCACCCUUGACUAUCUGCUCACAUUCCUGAUAACGCGUCGCGAGGCGUGCAUAGUUCUGUUCGCUUUAAUCGCUCUGGAGAAGUUCGCAAGCACGACGGAGAACAAGCUGACAAUAAAGAACCGGUUGGAACAGGAGCCAGUGAAUCCGCUGUUGGUUCUGGAGUCGUUGGCCGCAGAUGAAGACCCAAUGUGGCGGCAAGUCGGAUUCUGUGCCAAAUGGGCGCUCGACAAUUUGUUUAUUAUAGAAGACAGAAAAUUGUCAUAUGAAUUAGUGGACAUGUCUGGCAUCAAUGUCAUACUAAACUCACACGACGUUAGUGAAUAUCUGAAGAUAUCCUGUAACGGUUUAGAAGCGAGAUGUGAUUCGAAUUCGUUCGAGAGUGUCCGCUGCACGUUUCAAGUGGACCAGGGAUGCUGGUACUACGAGUGUGUCAUCGUCACGCCCGGCGUCAUGCAGAUCGGAUGGGCCACCAAGAACAGCCACUUCCUGAAUCACGAAGGGUACGGCAUUGGGGACGAUUUAUACUCGUUGUCGUACGACGGUUGCCGGAAGCUGGUCUGGUACCAGGCGCGGCCGACGUCCGUCAACGAGAUGGCGGCGUGGCGGCCCGGCGACGUGCUGGGCUGCCUCAUCGACACCAACUGCCGGGAGGUCAUCUUCUCCCUCAAUGGCGUCAGGCUCCCGCCCUGCAAAGAUAUAUUCGACACCAUCAGGACGGGUUUCUUCGCGGCGGCGAGCUUCAUGGCGUUCCAGCAGUGCCGGUUCAACUUCGGCAGCGAGCCUUUCCGGCACCCGCCCACCGACCGACAGUUCGAGGCCUUCAACGACCACGGCUUCCUCACCGACGAACAGAAAAAGGUUGUGCCCCGUAGGAUAUACUUGGAACAACUCAGGUGUUCGAGCGUGAAGGAGGACUGUUGUACCUUAUGCUUCGACGACACUGCCUGCUGUGUGCUAGAGCCCUGCGGGCACAGAGGUUUCUGUUCAUUAUGCACUUCGCAACUGAAAGAGUGCCCGAUGUGCCGAGCGGCCAUUUUGAAUAUCCAGCGAGAGGAAACAUGACAGGGUAGUUCUCGCUCUCAGAGCGAGUCAGCCAGCCCCAACAUAACCCUGGACGAGUCCCCCACGCCCACCCGGGAGCACACCCCGUGCGCCGACGAACUCGAAGACCAGGUCCAUGACCUCCGGCCGCGAGACCUCGUAACCGCCUUCAGGUAUCAGCUAGGUUAGAUUUCUAAUAACCAGUUAUUAUUUUAAGUCAACAAAGUUAUUAUAUCUUAUAGCCCAGCGAUCGUCAAAUCAAUGUAAAAUAAUAAUUCGAUUGUGUACAAUUAUAACGCUUUUAGUAUACCUCUCGCUCAACAAAUCUUCACGGCAACAAAUAUUCGUACGUGUGCGAGUGAACAGCAAUCAUUGCGCUUUCAUAUCAGGCAGUAUAUUAUUAUUAUUAUAAUAUUUUAAGAGAACAAUAUAGUACGAACAUUUAAACAACUCAUUUGUUUAAAAAUCAUCCCGUUAGAAUACAUUGAUUUUAUUCAAUGAGAAAAUUGUCCGAUUAAUUGUAAAUAAAUCGGUGAACGCGCUGUUUAAUUAUUAUUUUUUUAAAUUUUAGUUCUACACAACAACAAAAAAUUGGUAUUAAAAUAAUGUAGCUGUUUUGACGUUAACUAUUUUAGUAUUUUAAAAAUAAUUUUCUAAGUACAAUCGUAAUCAACGUAAUAAGCCUCCAUUUUUAUAGCGUGCAUCCGCCCUUAACCUGAUAUUUGUGUUAGCGACUAAAGAUCAACUUAGAUUUCGAGUAUGUGACUGAGAUUGUUGACAAGAGCAACAUAACAAAAAAAAUGUUUGCUAAAUCUCGGAUUCAUUUGUCUGCGGUAUUUAAAAAUCAGAAUGCCGUGGGCUAUUUAUGUUUUCUUAACAUAUUUCCAGAAAUAUUAGGCACUAAAAGUGGAAAUACUCGAAAAAUGUUAUCAUCUUUGGAUCUGUUGCCGCUGUUGAGAUCAGACUGAAAUUGUACUUGUAAUUCAUGCAUUUAGUUAGAAUUUUUUAAAUAUUUCGUAUAUAAAGGCAUGCAGUCCUCAAUUCUAGUAACAGACAAUCCGAUUUUACCGAAUCCCUAAAACGACGUAGGUAUUCAAAAGAAGUAGGAUUGCCUUUCUUUUCUAUUAAUUCUGUCAGUCAGCGAGAGUCUAAUUGAGUCCUCUGUUACUAGUAUUAUAUAGCGAAAAUAUUAAUAUACGAACUGUAUUUACCAUAUUUAGGUAUUUUUAGUUAAAUGGGUCGAUAUGUUUAGAAUAUUAUUAUUAGUUAAUCUUAUUUUAAUUGUUUUAAACAAAUUUAUAAUUAUUGUUAACUAAAAAAAGUCUAAAACUAUUAUGACCAGUAUUAUAGCUGUGUGAAUAGGUCACAAAUCGCCAUUGGCGUGGUAGUUUUGUGAUACAACGACUGGCUUCCGAGUGGUUCCAAUCAGGUCCUAAUUUUAUUUUUGAUAGAUUGUAAUAUUAGGGGACGAUGUUCAUGUUAUAUUCGAUGUUACGAGACUACGAUUUAGUAUUGUUGUUUAUAUGCUAAGUUAACUUUAAGCGUUAAGCGUGGUAUUAAUAUAAACAUUGAUGUAUAGAUAUUCAAAAAAUAUCCGAGAAGUCAAGCCAAUACCACGUCUGCUAUUACCCAUAGACAACAUUCAAUGUUUAUGGCGCCAUGCUUACCAAAGGAAAAUAAAAGAACUUACAAAUACGGAUAGUGUUGGGUUCACACCCAACACUAUCCAAGUUGGUGUUUCAACCAAAAUACUCAAAGCUGUAAAUGAACAUAUAUGUCAUCAUGUUAGUCACUUAAUAAACCUUAAUAUAGGAGCUGGUGUUUUCCCUCAAGACUUAAAAACUACCAUAAUUAAACCUUUAUUU
This is a messenger RNA of Plodia interpunctella (Indianmeal moth), 3579 nucleotides long. RefSeq names its product RING finger and SPRY domain-containing protein 1-like. NCBI's taxonomy places the organism in Eukaryota, Metazoa, Arthropoda, Insecta, Lepidoptera, Pyralidae. Gene Ontology annotation, cellular component: cytoplasm. Gene Ontology annotation, molecular function: protein binding; ubiquitin-protein transferase activity. The coding region runs from base 161 to 1735 and encodes 524 amino acids. The transcript is spliced from 12 exons. The record is from RefSeq and is a predicted model, not a curated record.